Molecule: messenger RNA, 2281 nt
Organism: Panicum hallii
Lineage: Eukaryota; Viridiplantae; Streptophyta; Magnoliopsida; Poales; Poaceae
Product: probable serine/threonine-protein kinase At1g01540
Exons: 7
Coding region: 270-1829 (519 amino acids)
Biological process (GO): protein phosphorylation
Molecular function (GO): protein kinase activity; ATP binding
Source: RefSeq, a predicted model, not a curated record
UCCCCUGUGCCAUCUCGUGCUCUCCCUGCUCUACUCACUCUUCCCACCAUAGGCAGCUGUGACUCGCUAGUGACCAGACCAGUGAGCUAGUGACUGUACCAUGCAGUUCUAGCUAGCUAGCGAGCGAGUCUGGUGGUGGUGGCAGUGGGUUGGUAGGAGGAGUGGCAGCGCCAAGUGGGCGGCAGCAGCAGCGCGCGCGCGCGGGGACGUCCGGGCAGGCUGCGACGGCGAGCAGGAGGAGCGCGCUGCCCCGCCGGGCGCCGCCGGCAAUGUCGCCCCCGCCCCCGCCGCUGCUGCGCGACCAGCUGUCGCGCAGGACGGCGGUGCUGGGGCUGCGCCUGUGGGUGCUCCUCGGCAUCGCGGUGGGGGCCGCCUUCCUGCUGCUCCUCGCGCUCAUCUCCCUCCACCUGGCCGCCGCGCGCCGGAGGCGGCCCAGGAAGGGCGUCGCGCGCGCGCCCGCGCCGGCGGGGGCGGGGGCGCCGCUGUCCCCGUCCACCAUCCCGCCCGUGUCCAAGGAGAUCCAGGAGGUGGCCGUCCACGUCGGCUCGCUCCGCCACUACCUCGAGAUGGGCCACGCGUUCCUCAAGGACGGCGGCGCCGCGCAGCACCACGGCGACGGUGGCGACGGGGACUCCGUGGGGGCCGCCACCGCGCACGGGUCGCAGCGCGUGCACAUCGAGGCCGGCAAGGGCCGCCGCAUGCUCGCGUGCGCCGACGGGGAGGUCGGCCCCGUGGCGUCCGACGUGUCGGCGGCCGCGUGCGGCCCCGAGGUGUCGCACCUCGGGUGGGGGCACUGGUACACGCUCCGGGAGCUGGAGGAGGCCACCGCCGCCUUCGCACCCGAGCACGUCGUCGGGGAGGGCGGCUACGGCAUCGUCUACCGCGGCGUCCUCUCCGACGGCUACCAAGUCGCCGUCAAGAACCUCCUGAACAACAGGGGGCAAGCCGAGAGGGAGUUCCGGGUGGAGGUGGAGGCGAUCGGCCGCGUCCGACACAAGAAUCUUGUCCGGCUGCUGGGCUACUGCGCCGAGGGCGCGCACCGGAUACUUGUCUACGAGUACGUCGACAAUGGCAACCUCGAGCAGUGGCUGCACGGCGACGUCGGCCCCGUGAGCCCGCUCACCUGGGACAUCCGGAUGAGCAUCGUGCUCGGCAUGGCGAAAGGGAUCACGUACUUGCACGAGGGGCUGGAGCCGAAGGUGGUGCACAGGGACAUCAAGUCCAGCAACAUCCUGCUGGACAGGAGGUGGAACCCCAAGGUCUCGGAUUUCGGCCUCGCAAAGCUCCUGGGGUCGGACAGCAACUACGUCACCACCAGAGUGAUGGGAACAUUUGGUUAUGUGGCGCCAGAGUACGCAAGCACCGGCAUGCUGAACGAGAGGAGCGACGUGUACAGCUUCGGGAUCCUCAUCAUGGAGAUCAUCUCCGGCCGAAGCCCGGUCGACUACGCGAGACCCGCCGGAGAGGUAAACCUCGUGGAGUGGCUCAAGAACAAGGUGACCAACAGGGACUACGAAGCGAUCCUGGACCCGAAGCUGCCGGAGAAGCCGUCCUCCAAGGCGCUGAAGAAGGCGCUCCUGGUGGCGCUGCGGUGCGUGGAUCCCGACUCGCAGAAGCGGCCGAAGAUGGGGCAUGUAAUCCACAUGCUCGAGGUCGACGACUUCCCGUAUCGAGAGGAUCGCCGGACUCUACGGCCGGGCAACGGCAGCCCCCUGGAGAGGGCGAGGACGCCGGGGAGGCCGGCGGUGGCGGGGUCCUGCGACAGCAGCUGCUACGAGGGCAACACGACCACCGCCAGCACGCCGUCCAGACUAGUCCAGGACAUGUAAAGCCAGCGCUACCACGCACGCGUCCGCCGGGCUCCUGAUCGACUUCUGCUUCUGCCUGCCUGCCGGCCGCACGGGGAUGCUGCGGCUCUGCUCUGUCGGUGCCGUUUUGAUCUGGUUCUCCACUUGCCUCGCCGACGCAUGAUUCUUUUUUUUUUCUUUCCCGGAGGCGUGGUUGCCUGAUUGCCUCCCUUCCCUAGGUUUCGAACUCAUCUACCGUGAUUGACCUAGAUUUCCCGGGUGUUGCCGAACUGUCUGUAUAGUGAAGCGCUAUCAUCUCAGGCCGCCAGUCCGGCUGUUUGUUCGUUGAUUCAUUCCGUGGUGAUGUACAAAGGCGUGGGUGCGAGUUAUCUGUGUCCUGUUUGCCCUUGAAGCUUCAUGUGUAGAAGCAUGUCUCCAGUAAUUUUAGCAUGGCUAGUCGUUUGUUGCCAAGAAGAAAAUUUGAUCAAAAUUUC